CCUGGAAAGACCAAAACCCUCGACCCUAAAGCUGUGUUUCAGAGAACCAAGGUAACACACACCAUGACACACACACACCAUGACCCUCGACCCUAAAGCUGUGUUUCAGAGAACCAAGGAACACUGUCUAAUGGGUAUUAAAGGAACAGUCCGGCGGUCUACAGAUGGGGAUUUCAUCCACGCCAACGUGGAUAUUGACCUGAUUAUUACCGAGGAGCCUGAGAUCGGGAACGUGGAGAAACCGGUGGAGAUAUUUCAUAUCAUAGAACACUUCUGUCUGGGGAGACGAAGGCUCCACCUGUUUGGACGAGACUCUACCAUCAGACCAGGGUGGUUGACAGUAGGUCCUACUCUGACCAACAGUAACUUCAACUCAGAGUCUUACUCCUCCCACUUCUCAAUCACACAGUCUCACCUCUCAGGCUGUACGGAGGAGAUAGAACGUCUGCGACCCAAGUCACCUCCCUCCAAGCUGAAGUCAGACCGUGGAGGGGGUCAUCCCGUGGGGGUGGGGGGUCCUAACGCCGGCCGUGGGGGGACAGGGGCCGGGAGAGGAACAGGUCCUUUAGGGGGGACAGGGGAGGGUUCAGAGGGCGGGAACCACACCGCGGGUUCCCACCUCGCUAGGGACGGGCAGACAGAUUAUACUGAGAGAUGGUCGGACACUCGUAUUCUGUACCCUCGUCCAGAAUUCACCAGCAUCAACACAACGAACACCCCCACUACAAAUAAAGACAAAUACUACAUGACACCACAAGACUUCGACAGAGACAUGGACGGGCUGUCUGGCAUACAGGUGGGUGUGAAUGGAGAGUGA
Messenger RNA from Oncorhynchus gorbuscha (pink salmon), 817 nucleotides. Its product is annotated as N6-adenosine-methyltransferase non-catalytic subunit-like. Bases 80 to 817 code for a protein of 245 amino acids. Gene Ontology annotation, molecular function: mRNA binding. Lineage: Eukaryota; Metazoa; Chordata; Actinopteri; Salmoniformes; Salmonidae. Gene Ontology annotation, cellular component: RNA N6-methyladenosine methyltransferase complex; nucleus. The record is from RefSeq and is a predicted model, not a curated record. The transcript has 5 exons.